Eriocheir sinensis (Chinese mitten crab) is the source of this 1063-nucleotide messenger RNA. It is a transcript of the gene COX7A, whose product is annotated as cytochrome c oxidase subunit 7A, mitochondrial-like. Bases 162 to 419 code for a protein of 85 amino acids. The record is from RefSeq and is a predicted model, not a curated record. NCBI's taxonomy places the organism in Eukaryota, Metazoa, Arthropoda, Malacostraca, Decapoda, Varunidae. Gene Ontology annotation, biological process: mitochondrial electron transport, cytochrome c to oxygen; regulation of oxidative phosphorylation; mitochondrial respirasome assembly. The transcript is spliced from 4 exons.
AUGAAUUGCUCUCGUGGCACUGAAGCCUUACAGGGAUGUUACUCAGGUGGCAGGUGUUCCUCAGGCCACCUGAGGCAGCACCACUGCCUUACCUGCCUGCCAGGUUAACGAAUGAUACCUGUGAGUAGUACGGAGACUGACCUUAGCCCCCAGACCACCACAUGGAUGGCUUAGAGGCCCUCAUCCGCACCCUGACCACCACCACCACCCGCAGAGCCACCAAGGAGGUGCACCCUGGCUACUCCAAGCUGCGGGUUAAGAUGGCAGAGUUCCAGGUGGAUAACGGGCAGCCAAUUCACCUGAAGGGUGGCGUCAUUGACAACGUCCUCUUCAUCUCCACCGUCGGCCUCACUGCUGUUGGCCUGGGAAUGUGUCUCCAGUUCUUCUAUUCCAUGGCCUUCCCCCCCAAGAAGCAAUAGAUUCUGACCCUCUUCGUUCCCCCACCAAACCAUUCCCCAAGCAGUUAAAGCCUAUAUGUUCAUCCCCAGCAGUGAAUUCUUCCCUCUUACAUCCCCUACAGUCCACCCAUACAUUCCCCAUUUCCCCAAGAAGCAAUAGAUUCUGUCCCUCUUCCUUCCCACGAAACCAUUUCCCAAACAGGCUGUUCCCUAAAGAAGCAGUGAAUUCCACUCUAUUCCUUCCCCAUUUACCUGAUACAAUAGAUUCUGCCUUCAUCCUGACUCACUUUUAUCAUUGAACCAAAAUCAACUCCAGUCCACCAGAAUGACCCCACCAAAAUCAGCUCCACGAGUCUAUUAAUCUCUCUAUAAAAAAGCCGCGUCUCCUAAAAGAAAGUCUGUACAUCACCCCAUUAACCUCACCCUCCUCCCGUCCCAUCUCAUGUCAGGCUGCCCACCAUCAUUCCUCAUACCCAGAGUGAUGGAAGUGUGGAAUGUCACGUCUCUUAUCUUUCCCCCACCCACACACACAGAGAGGAUUGUAACGUUCGUACUGUACAUAAUGUUUUUAGGUGCCGUGUAUUAAUUUAUGAUUCUGCUGUGACCAACGGACGGAUCAGUGUAAUAAAGUUGGCCAACAAUAAAAAGAUCUACAGAAAGUAAGA